Molecule: messenger RNA, 198 nt
Organism: Echinococcus granulosus
Lineage: Eukaryota; Metazoa; Platyhelminthes; Cestoda; Cyclophyllidea; Taeniidae
Exons: 2
Coding region: 1-198 (65 amino acids)
Source: RefSeq, a predicted model, not a curated record
AUGUGUCAAAGCAAUUUGUUCCAGCCAAAGUUUGCGUUUAACUUUAUCAGAAGAAUUAAGCACAUAUGUGCAUGCAAGAAUGAUCCAAAUUUGUUAAAUUUGCAAUUAGGUACAUGCGGAGAAGGCAAGCAGGAAAAUUCGAACCUUGUAACUGGAUCGCCCUCUCCCUUACCUAGUGACUGCGGCUCCCCUCCUUGA